Alternaria arborescens is the source of this 588-nucleotide messenger RNA. RefSeq lists its product as hypothetical. The coding region runs from base 1 to 588 and encodes 195 amino acids. The record is from RefSeq and is a predicted model, not a curated record. The transcript has a single exon. NCBI's taxonomy places the organism in Eukaryota, Fungi, Ascomycota, Dothideomycetes, Pleosporales, Pleosporaceae.
AUGUAUAGAUCUAUUAAGCCACCCGCUACCUCCGCGCCCGCGCCUACUAUUAUUCCUCCUUUUGUCGUCCCUCCCCGUUCUCGCGCCGCUUGUCCUUCAGCUCUAGUACUGAACCCUCUAAAUGCGCUGAAGUCCUAUUAUAAGGACAGUAUCGCUUGGGGUACACUAGAGCCUAAGGAGAUAGAGUCUGGUGAUACUAAAUUCAAUCCCACGAAGAAGUUCCAGCGUCCUUAUACUAGCGAUCUAAAGCAAGGCUUAACUAAGGCUAAUAAGCGUGAACUUCUUAAGCUUCUUAAGGAUACUAAGAAGGAGAUUAUAGAAGCUCCUGAGAAGUCGCCUAAGAAGUUGCCUAAGAAGUCUCUUAAGAAGUCUCCUAAGACUCCUUCGCUGUGCAAGAAGGCUACGCUUUACAAGAAACAGACUUCGUCGCCGCGCGAGAAGGCCGCGCCUGCUGAACAUCCUGUCUCGCCUGUGACCUUUAGCCGGUCUGACCGUCCUUCAGCUCGUGUCCCUUCGCCUCCUCGCACUAGUCACCUGUCCUAUAUUCCGCCUGCCGCCGCUAAUAAGGCUCUAGGACUAAACAACUAG